AUGGCUCCGAAGAUCUUCACUAACGCACGUGUCUUUGCGAAUUCCAGCGCGCAACAACGCGAAAUCGACUUCUGCAACUGCAUGGUAAUCCAAGAUGGAAAUGUAAUCCACGUAGGCUCUGAACAUGACACUACGGUCCGCGAUCUCCUCGACUCUGGCGCCGAAGUCACAGACCUCAAACAACAACUCUUCGUCCCAGGCCUAAUCGACGCACAUACCCAUCUCCUGUUCUUUGGCUUGUCCCGCCAGAAGUUGGAUCUCACGAACUGUGCAUCUCUAGACGAAGUGCGCGCCGCUAUCUCAGACUACGGAAAACGCAAUCCCGACGCACCACGCAUUCUUUGUCGAGGCUGGCAACAGCCCAGCACAGGACGACUAGCAUUAGCUACGAUGCUGGAUGAUCUCGACCCGCGACCAAUCUACGUAGAGGCACUCGAUCUGCACUCAUCUUGGGUCAAUACCGCCGCACUACGAGAACUGCCACUGGAAAACGCAAAAGAGCUAGGACCUCAUCAAGUCGUCUGCGGUGAGGACGGGCGACCGAGUGGACUGUUUGCAGAGGCAGGCCAGGUUGACAUCAUCUGGUCUUUUCUGAAUGCCCAAUACACCACAGAAGAGAAACAGGAUGCGUUGGACAAGACGUUCAAGGCGUACAUCGCGGCUGGAUACACAGGAGCUAUCGACAUGGCUAUGGACGACAACGCUUGGGAUGCGUUGAAACUUUACCGCGAGAGGAAGGGCGCUCUGCCCAUACACAUUGCAGCGCAUUGGCUGAUAACACCGCCAGGCAGUGGAGGCAGUCUGGAAGAGAAGGUGGAUGUAGCAAUCGCGCGGAUGCGGGAGUGGCCCCCGUCUACAUGUCCAGAAUUUUGCAUCAUCGGGAUUAAGCUCAUCUGCGACGGUGUCGUCGAUGGAUGCACCGCAGCACUGAGACACCCCUAUACCGGACAUGUAGAUAUUGUCCAACCACUAUGGCCCGCAGACGCCAUGAACGAGGUCGUCCACCGCGCCACACAAGCUGGCCUCCAAGUCGCCAUCCACGCAAUCGGUGACGCAGCCGUCACCCAGGCCAUCAACGCCAUCGCCAGCGCCAAUACCCCGGGUGGUAGACACCGCAUCGAACACCUCGAACUCACAACCCCAGAAGACGCCCAGCGGCUGGGCCAGCUCGGUAUCACGGCGUCUGUCCAGCCCGUCCACUCCGACCCCGCCAUCCUCCACGACUACCAAAAGCUUGUCGGCGCACAAACUUUUGCCCGCGCAUUCGCAUAUAAAGACUUCCUCGACGGCGGCGCCUGCGUUGCGCUAGGCACCGAUGCGCCCACCGCAGUCCAUCUCCCAUUGCCGAAUUUGUACAAUGCGACAACGAGGCGAUCGGCGACGCAGCCGGAGAUGGAGGCAAGGACGACGCCGCAUCAGGCGUUGACACUGACGCAAGCGUUCCAUGCGGCGACGACGGGGGCGGCGCGUUCGAGGUUUGCAGAGGGGUGGACGGGGAGGUUGGAAAAGGGGCUUUGGGCGGAUUUUGUGGUGCUGGAGUGUGAGUGGGAAGCGGGGAGGUUGUUGGAGGCGAGGUUGGAGCAGACGUGGGCGAGGGGGAAGAGGCUAUUUCCAACGGAGGUAGAACAGGCUUGA
This is a messenger RNA of Paraphaeosphaeria sporulosa, 1635 nucleotides long. RefSeq names its product amidohydrolase 3. The transcript has a single exon. The coding region runs from base 1 to 1635 and encodes 544 amino acids. Gene Ontology annotation, molecular function: hydrolase activity, acting on carbon-nitrogen (but not peptide) bonds. NCBI's taxonomy places the organism in Eukaryota, Fungi, Ascomycota, Dothideomycetes, Pleosporales, Didymosphaeriaceae. The record is from RefSeq and is a predicted model, not a curated record.